Lasiodiplodia theobromae is the source of this 828-nucleotide messenger RNA. Its product is annotated as Sgnh hydrolase. Bases 1 to 828 code for a protein of 275 amino acids. Lineage: Eukaryota; Fungi; Ascomycota; Dothideomycetes; Botryosphaeriales; Botryosphaeriaceae. The record is from RefSeq and is a predicted model, not a curated record. The transcript is spliced from 4 exons. Gene Ontology annotation, molecular function: metallopeptidase activity.
AUGAUUUCUCCAUUCAGCACAACCGGCCUCUCAUGGGCACUGUUCUCAACGGCGGCUGUCGUUAAUGCUGUGCCUCAUGCGCUUCUCCGUCGAGACGACUCGUACGAAAUUGUUGAUUGCGGAGGUAACACGGACAGGAUCCAAAAAGCUCUUGACGAUGCUGCGGCAUUGGCUAAAAUUGCGGAGGGCAUUGACGAUGAAAGCACUGCCUUCACACAUUACCUCCGCAAGGACGACAAAAGCCACGCGACGGACCUCUGGGCAACGAUCGCAAUGAAUAACGAUCCUUCCACUGCCCCCUACCAGUUCACCAUACGCUGUGUCAAUAGUUGCACUGGAGAUGAGGCCAACAGCCUCGCCGUCACCGACGCGACACCGCCCAUCGACGACGUCCCCCGCCGCGAGAUGAAGAUCUGCCCGCUCUUUUUCACGUCCGCCAGGACCGCGAACAACCUCGACUCGAAGAAUUACGACGGCGACAAGCGCGGCAGCUGGUGCCAGACGGGUCAGAAGUUCAAGGACUUUGAGACCGCGGGCCACACUAUCCUCCACGAGAUGACGCAUCUUGAUGCGGUGGGGACGGCGGCCGGCAUGCCAGAGCGGGCCCAAGACGGCUUCAGGUCACACGGCACUGACGAUGUGGUUGGUUACGGCGAUGACUAUGUUGAUGCCGCCCGUGCUUUCCUGAGUGACUGGGUUAAUCACGAGGAUGAGAUGCAUCCGAAUGCUCUGAAGCCUUACCAGAAUGCAGAGAACAUCGCUGCUGCUGCCACCGAAUGGUGGUUCCUCCAAAGCUGCAAGGACACUCUCCAGGAAAUCAGCCUUUGA